Messenger RNA from Emericellopsis atlantica, 714 nucleotides. RefSeq lists its product as uncharacterized. The record is from RefSeq and is a predicted model, not a curated record. Bases 1 to 714 code for a protein of 237 amino acids. The transcript has 2 exons. Gene Ontology annotation, cellular component: membrane. Gene Ontology annotation, molecular function: transmembrane transporter activity. NCBI's taxonomy places the organism in Eukaryota, Fungi, Ascomycota, Sordariomycetes, Hypocreales, Bionectriaceae.
AUGAAUGGCCGAGCCGGUCUCCGCGCCUGGCAGUGGUUGUUCAUCUUUGACUUUGUCAUCGGCGUCCCUGUGGGCAUCUAUAGAUUCUGGGCCAUCCCGGUUAUACAUCACUCGUCCAAGGCUCUCGGAUUCUCACGACAUGGCCUCUCUAAAUGUUCUGUGCCAUUUUUGAUCGCCCAUGUGCUUGGCAUCCGCGUCUACUCCUACUUCAACCUCUGGCUGCGCGACACGGGUCGAUGGAGCACGGAAGAGGUCAAGAUCAUCCCCUCGGCCGGUUAUGGGCUGCAAAUCAUCUUCGCGCUCACCUACGCCUGGACAUCAGAAGCUAUCCAGAUGCGCUGGCUGCUGAUCAUUGUCGCCUGCGUGAUUGCAAUGAUCGGUACGGUGAUCUUGUCUGUCUGGCCCGAUGGAAAUCUGCCAGCUAUGAUGACCGGCUGGUUGCUCACGUUCCUCGAAACUGGCGCGGGCGCGUUGAUCAUCACAUGGAUCCACGUAGUGUUGUCAUACUCGGCCGAGCACCGCGCUAUUCGCAUUGGCAUUGUUGAUACGGCAGCUUUCACGUUUCAAGCAUGGAUGCCACUGUUUGUGUAUAACACUGGGGAGGCACCGCACUUCCCGAUUGGAUAUGAGAUGGCGACAAUGUUCUUUGGUCUGGAGAUUGUCUUGACGAUAGUCAUCGCUUGGCUGGUCAGGAAGUAUCCCAUGAAAGCUUAA